GUUAUGGAGGUUAACCAAACUGAUCAAUGCCUCAGGUUUUCCUGUCCAGAGAGAUCUGUAUCUACUGCAGUGUAUGUGUUCCUGUAUGUGUGUGCAGCUGCCGUAGUUCUGCUAACAGUGUGUGGAAAUCUACUCAUCAUCAUCUCUAUUUGCCACUUCAAGCAGCUCCACACACCGACUAAUAUGCUCAUCCUCUCUCUGGCUGUGUCAGACUUUCUGGUGGGAGUUCUUGUGGUGCCGACAGCAUUAAUAUGGAUGAUUGAAUCAUGUUGGGUUUUUAGUGCAGUUUAUUGUUCCUGUUAUAUAUACAGCUCCUAUUUGCUCACAACUACAUCCAUAUUUAAUGUUGCCUUAAUCGCAGUUGAUCGAUAUUUUGCUCUCUCUAAUCCAUUCCUCUACACUAAAGCAGUCUCUGUGAACACGACGUGCAUUAUAGUUUUAUCUAACUGGUUUACAUUGAUUGUUUAUAAUGUAGCACUUCAGUACUUCAAUGGACACUUCGCAAGUCUGGUCAUUUGUCCUGGAUACUGCUUUUCAUGGUUAGAUGAGGUCUGGUCUCUGGUUGAUCUUCUGUAUACAUUUGUUUUCCCAUUGGCUGUUAUAAUUAUACUGUAUGUUCUAGUUUUUAUUAUUGCAAGGAAACAUGCCACUGCAAUCAGAGAGCUUAAUAUUCAUACUAGGACAUCAAAGAACAUAACACACUCUAUGAAAUCAGAGAGAAAAGCAGCUAAAGUACUUGGCAUUCUAGUUUCUGUGUUUCUAGCUUGUUUAUUUCCAUAUUUUAUUUAUACCUUAAUAGGUAACGCAACAGAAAUUAAAGACUUUCAAAAAGUCUUGAUACUGGUUUAUCUUAAUUCUGCCAUUAAUCCAGUUAUUUAUGCUUUGUUUUAUCCGUGGUUUAGGAGGUGUGUUAAACUCACUUUAACUCUACAAAUAUUCAACACAGAUUCAUCACUGAUGAAUGUUCUUUGA
Messenger RNA from Colossoma macropomum (tambaqui), 972 nucleotides. RefSeq names its product trace amine-associated receptor 13c-like. The record is from RefSeq and is a predicted model, not a curated record. Gene Ontology annotation, biological process: G protein-coupled receptor signaling pathway. NCBI's taxonomy places the organism in Eukaryota, Metazoa, Chordata, Actinopteri, Characiformes, Serrasalmidae. Gene Ontology annotation, cellular component: membrane. Gene Ontology annotation, molecular function: trace-amine receptor activity. The transcript has a single exon. The coding region runs from base 4 to 972 and encodes 322 amino acids.